UAUGAAUGUGUUUAAAUUUGGGAGUGGCUCAGGCGAGACACCUCAUCUGAGCAGACAGCUUUUGCCAGUCGACUGGGAACUAGCAUGUACUGAAGUUGUCUGCGUGAGAAAUAUAACCCGGUGCCAACCAAAAAAACUCAGUAUUGACACAAGACAACACAUGAACGCAACUUUGUAGACCUUAAACUCUUGAGGAUGGGUGAACACUACAGAGAAAGCUACUAUGGAUCCUCGUCUUCAGACCUGAGAUUGCUUCUUUUGGGGAAUAUCGGAUGUGGAAAGACAGCAUUAGCGGACACUAUCCUGGCCCAGCUUUCCCCCAUUUCUCCCGGUGCCUCCAGGAGCUGCCAGCUACGGCAGGGCUUCAUUGAAGGCAGGAAUGUGACCCUGGUGGAGGCACCGAGAUGGUACUGGAGUGGUGGCAAGAUGGAGGACGGUGUCAAAAAGGAGACACAGCGAGCAAUGACUCUGGUACCACCAGGCUCACAUGCUAUUUUGCUGCUGGUGCCUGUUAACCAAUUCACAGAGGUGGAGACACGUGUGCCUGCAGAGUUGGAGGAAUUGUUUGGACAGGAGGUGCUGGACCACACCAUGGUCAUACUGACCUGUGGGGACUACUUGAUGGGAAAAACAGUGGAGGAGUACCUGCAGAAAGAGCACCCAGGCCUGAGGCAGGUAAUUGAGGGUUGCGGAGGACGGUACCAUGUCAUCAAUAAUCGUCAGCGACAGGACAGGGACCAGGUCCGUGAGCUGCUGGAAAAGGUGGACAAUAUGGCGCGGAAAAACGGGUUAUACUACAUGAAAACAGUCCAGGAUAGAGAGCUGGAAAAACGGGUGAAAGAAAAAAAGGAGCAACUUAUGGAAAGUUUCAGGGUUCAAAAGGAAGAGAAGAAAAAGACCCACACAUCAUCUUAUACCCCAAACACAGAAAGUCAAGAGGAAGAGUACUUCAAUGCCAUUUCAAGAGAGAGAAGGAGGAGGCAGGAAGAAAAGGAGGGAAUGGUGGAAGGAGUUAAGGUGAGCCAGGUGUCCAAUGAGUAUGUCAGUGCCAUAUCAACAGAAUCAAGGAGGAGAAGAGAAGAAAUGGAGGAAAUGGUGGAAGGAGUUAAGGUGAGCCAGGUCUCCAGUAGCCUUUAUUCAACUCCAGCUCUAGAGCGACAGCCAUCCUCCGAGCUCUGUGAUACCGGGGAGUUAAAAAGGAUACCCAGUUUCAAACUGAAUCGAGAUGGAGCUAUACUCUCCCAAAUGUCAGAGGAUAAAUCAACUCAAAAAGUGAUCUCUACUUUUCACCACAGAAUUAACAGCUUUGAAGAGAGAUCACCCGAGGUUUCGCCUACCACUACUCCUCUUUCGCCAGUCUUCUCCUCUUCCUUCCCCUCCUCACCAACUUUUGCUGCCUCUCCUUCCUUGAUCUCCUCAUCCAGCUCAACCCCUUCUUCCCCCUCAUUGUCCUCAUCCUCAUCUUCUCCGGAGCUUCGUCUGGUGUUGCUUGGAAGAUCUGGAUCAGGGAAGAGUGCAGCUGGCAAUGAAAUACUGGGGCAGGAAGCCUUUGAGUCACGUCCAGACAGCCUCAUAGCAAUCACACAAUGGUGUGAGAAAAAGAAGGCAUUGGUUAAAGGAAGAAGGGUGGCAGUGGUGGAUACUCCAGACUGGUUCAAUUCAGAGCGCACUCCAGAUGAGGUGCGAGCUCAGAUCUCCUCCUGUGUGGCUCUGUCCAGUCCCGGCCCGCAUGUCUUCCUCUUUUGUGUUCCCUUAGACCAGCCUGCAAAGACCGAGCUGCAGGCUCUUGCGUCACUAGAGGCUGUUUUUGGGCCUGAAGCAGUCUGGAGACACACUUUGGUCCUCUUUACUUAUGCUGAUCGUCUCAGGGCAAGUGGGAAGGCCAAAAAUAAGAACAUUGAGGCAUACAUUGCUGGUCAGCGAGGAGAUUUGUUAAAGAUUGUGGAGAAAUGUGGGGACAGAUUUCAUGUUUUGGAGACAGAAAGAGGUGGGGAAGAGAAGAGCAAUGUUGCCGACCUGCUAGAAAAGGUGGAGCAGACAGUGAAGGAGGCCGGGGGGCAGUAUUAUUCUUGUCCUGCUUUUCAGGAGGCCGAGAACAGAGUGAGGCAGAAACAGCAAGAGAUGGCAAGAGAGAAACGAGGUGAAAACCUAGCAAGAGUAGAGGAUGUUGGCCCGCUCAGCUCUGAAAGGCGAAAGCUUUAUCCUUACAUGCAGUCUGUUUCUGAAGUAGACGAGGAAGUGACGGAAGAUGAUAUUGAGAAAACAAGGGAUGAGGCCGAGAUGAGUGUAAGUACUACAAAUAUUGAGAGUCUUCCUCCAAUUACACUUUCGACCAUAUCCCCUUCACUACUUAGUUCCAUAAUGGAGAAGAUGAGCACGGGUGCAAAGAAUUUACCCAAGCUGUUGGCAGAUAGCUCUGUGUGGGUUGGAGAGGGAGCACAGAGGAUGAAAGAUAGUGGAAUGUGGGAAAAAGUUGGCACUAGUGCACAAAGUGUCCAAAAGAUGGUGGUUGAUAGUUCUGUGUGGGAGAAGGUAGGAGUUACUGCAGGAAAUCUCUCCAAAGCAGUAGGAAAUAAAGUUCCCAAGGUAGUGGUAGAUGGUUCUGCGUGGGUGGGAUCUGGAGCAAAAGCAGCGGCUGCAAGUCCAAUGUGGGAAAAAGUGGGUUCAGGGGCCAAAGUCAUGGCAGAGAGUUCCAUGCGUGUCGGGGCUGGAAUUGGAGCUGGGGCAAAGAAUUUGGCACAGAGUCCCGUGUGGGGAAAAGUAGGCUCUGGAGCCAAGGCAGGGGCCAAAAUGGUGGCUGAGAGUUCAGUGUGGGAGAAAAUUGGAAAUACAGCUAAACAGGUGCCCAAAGUAGUCAUUGGCGGGGCACUGCUGGGUCUGGUGCUCGGUGUGCUUUUGGGCGGUGUGAUUGGCGGAGCUGUUGGGGCAGCUGCUGGAUCUGCAGUAACAGAGGUGGGCAGGCGAAAACUCAGCAAGAGAAGCACAACAGAGAAGACAGAAGACGCUGCAAGAAACGUUGACAGAACAGUAAACAAGAACAUCGAUGCAGUGAGAAAACGGGGAGAGAAUUUUUUGAAAACUGAAUGAAGGACUGACAGAUGUUUGUAUAUAA
Pundamilia nyererei is the source of this 3112-nucleotide messenger RNA. RefSeq lists its product as uncharacterized. NCBI's taxonomy places the organism in Eukaryota, Metazoa, Chordata, Actinopteri, Cichliformes, Cichlidae. The coding region runs from base 196 to 3087 and encodes 963 amino acids. The transcript is spliced from 8 exons. The record is from RefSeq and is a predicted model, not a curated record. Gene Ontology annotation, molecular function: GTP binding.